CAUCAAACACGUAAAGCCCAUGAAAAAAAUUUGGGCAAAUUACAAAUCCGAUAAAAGAGAAUAAACGACAUCUGGAAGGGGUUUUAGCUUUCUUCCCCAGAAAACCGAUCAGGGUUUAGCAUUCUCUCCGCUCCUCCACGAUCCAUGGCGUCCAUCAUUUCCAGAACCGUAAACCAUCUUCGCCACGUCAACCGCUCAGUGAUCCGAUCCGGAUUGCCGAUUCCACGGCCACCGCUCGCCGACUGUCUCCAAAAUCGGCUUCCACUCCUCGGACAGUCGUUGACGAUUUAUCAAAGAUGUCUUUUUUCGACGACACCCAAUACUACGUCGGAAAAGCAAGGAAGCCCAGAUCCCAAAACCUCAGAAAAUGCAAAUUCUGGUAAUUCCGGUAAAUCUGGUGAUUCUGGUGAAGGGAGCAAAUCUGGGGAAUCAAGUGAAAGUAGUAAUGCUGGAAAAUCUAUUCGCGGAGGGCCUGUUUCGUGGUUGAGUUUUCUGCUGCUGGUGGCGACUGGAGCCGGAAUUGUACUCUAUUACGAUAAGGAAAAGAGACAACAUAUUGAAGAAAUAUUUAAAGCGUCAAAGGAAGUAAAGCAGGGACCAUCUGUGGGAAAAGCUGCCAUUGGGGGUCCAUUCAAUCUUAUCAACCAUGAUGGGAAGCGAGUAACUGAAAAAGAUUUUUUGGGGAAAUGGACAUUGAUGUACUUUGGUUUCACUCACUGCCCUGAUAUCUGCCCAGAUGAGUUAGUAAAGCUAGCUGCUGCAGUUGAUAAAUUACAGAAAGAUGCAGGGAUUGAGAUAGUACCCCUGUUCAUAUCCGUUGAUCCUGAAAGAGAUACCGUUGAGCAAGUCCGUGAAUAUGUGAAAGAGUUUCAUCCAAAGCUGAUGGGCUUAACCGGUAAACCGGAUGAGAUACGGAGUGUUGCUCGUGCAUAUCGUGUGUACUAUAUGAAGACAACAGAAGAAGAUUCAGAUUAUCUUGUGGAUCAUUCCAUAGUCAUGUACUUGAUGAGCCCCGAGAUGGAAUUCGUGAAAUUUUUCGGGAAGAACAAUGAUGUCGAUUCACUUGCUGAAGGUAUAACAAAAGAGAUAAGGCAGUACAAAAAAUAGCGAAUUGGUUUUCCUUUCAUUGCAAGUGAAUAACAUUUGCAUGGUUGCUUUUCAAAGUUACCUUAUGAGGCGAAAGCUCGUUCCUCGUUUUCCUUUUUUGAUAGUUGCCGUUAUUUAAGUUGAGAGAAUGUAACGAGGCGAUUAUAUUUGAAAAACUGAUUUCAUUUUUCAAUCCAAGACAUUUCAUGGAGUGACAAUUUUCAUUAAA
Messenger RNA from Malus domestica (apple), 1315 nucleotides. RefSeq names its product protein SCO1 homolog 1, mitochondrial. The record is from RefSeq and is a predicted model, not a curated record. NCBI's taxonomy places the organism in Eukaryota, Viridiplantae, Streptophyta, Magnoliopsida, Rosales, Rosaceae. Gene Ontology annotation, biological process: mitochondrial respiratory chain complex IV assembly.